AUUACACCAAAAAAAUAGAAUUACACCAGUUUAUAUUAAUUACUAAAAUUUUAGGUUGGAUUUACAAAAAAUAUAACUAGCGAAAGAUAAGUGUAGUUUGAAUGGUUGCUUCAUUGAUGUUUGUUGUCAUCCGUUAAAAUAAAUAUAAAAUACGAAAAUUUUCACUAUUUGUCUCAUAAUAAACAAGAAUAAUUUCAUCCAAACAUAUAGUAUAAAAAAAAAAUAUUUUUCUUUAACUUACAAAUAAAAAUAUUUUACUAUUUUAGAUAAAAUAAAUAAAAAAGCUAUAGAAUUAUUAAUAAGUAAAUUUCAUUAUUAAUGUAUGUAAAAAAACACGAAAAUGUCAGAAUAUGAUAAAGUGAGAUCUGGAAAACUUAUUUUGAAAGGCGAAAAAAAAAAGUAGUUGGUGGAAAGCUACACAAGUAUCAGAAGUCACAGGAACUGUAGCAAUUGAAUUUGGAAAUCAUGUCUAUAUGAAAGCAUUAGAUAAUGGAUUAUUUACCUUAGGUGUUCCUCAUAAUGAAGGGGAAGGACCUUCACCAGAAGAAAUUCUAACAGCUUUCCCAAUAAGUGAAACUAAAAUUGCAUUGAAAUCUGGUUAUGGAAAAUACUUAGGUGUUGAUAAAAAAGGUGUUGUUGUUGGAAGAAGUGAUGCAGUAGGCAUGAUUGAACAGUGGGAACCAAUAUUUCAGGAUAACAAGCUUGCCAUUUUAAAUAGCAAUGAUUGUUUCAUAUCAGUCACCGAUGAAGAUGAUAUUAUCUGUCAAAAAAGGACUGCUGGCUCUUCUGAAUUUUGUACUAUAAGAAGUAUAACCCAAAAAGCUCAAGAUCCAAACAAAGACAUUCCCAAAGAAGAACAAGGUUCUCUUCAUGAUGUUGAAGUGAAUUAUGUGAGAAAGUUUCAGAAAUUCCAGGACAAAAAACUAAGAAUAAGUAAGGAGGAUAGUUCUAAAUUAGAAAAAGCAAAAAAAGAAGGAACUCUGCAUGAAGCUUUAUUAGAUAGAAGAAGUAAAAUGAAGGCAGAUCGUUAUUGUAAAUAAUUUUAUACAAAUUACAUUGUGUAUUGUAAUUAUUGCAUUGUAUGUAUAAUUAUAUAAUUACUGACUUUUAAAAUGUAUAAAUAUUUAAUAAAAAUAUGAAAAAAAACAUAUAAAGGAUAUUGUAUACAUUCAUUGUAUUAAAUAAUUUGAUAAUUUAAUUAAAUAAGUUAUUUCAUUGUCUUAAAUUAAAAUUUUUAUUUUAUUCAUUUGUUUAUAAUUUUCAUUUGUAAUUACUUUGCUUUUAAAUUUAUCAUUAAUUUCUAACUUUAUUUGAAAAUAUUAUACCAUGCUAUACAAACAAACAUUGACAGGACAAAUGAAAUUGUCAUUUAAUAUAUUGAAAUUUUAUAAUUUAGUAAUUAAUUUUUAA
Heterotrigona itama is the source of this 1410-nucleotide messenger RNA. Lineage: Eukaryota; Metazoa; Arthropoda; Insecta; Hymenoptera; Apidae. The record is from the annotation of a GenBank genome assembly.